Cladophialophora carrionii CBS 160.54 is the source of this 570-nucleotide messenger RNA. RefSeq lists its product as uncharacterized. The record is from RefSeq and is a predicted model, not a curated record. The transcript has 2 exons. Lineage: Eukaryota; Fungi; Ascomycota; Eurotiomycetes; Chaetothyriales; Herpotrichiellaceae. Bases 1 to 570 code for a protein of 189 amino acids.
AUGGCAAGAACGGACCAGGUCAGAGUUAGUAUCGUGAGCGGACGUCAACAGCUACGGGAGCAUGAUCCACCCAACGAUGAUCUGUCAUCUAUUGGCGCUGACGAGCUGGAGUGGCCUCUGGUCACAAAGGUGAAGUACAUUGAAGCGAUCGCCGGUGCUAAGUUCACGAUCAGAUGUGAGGUCAAGCCCGGCUUUCAAUUCGGCAAUGCAAACUGUCUCGACUUUGAUAUCUGGGUGGAUGGACAGAGAAUUAUGGGAACGAUGUGCCCCAAGUCGCUGGUCAAGUCCAGCAGAUACGGUUGGACCGAAAACUACAGCGGAGAGGACUUCUGGACAGGGACAUCCUGGGCAAGACGACCUUUCCGUUGGAGUAACCUCGUUACCACCGACAGUAGUUACAGCGCCGAAGAGACGGAGAAGUAUCACAACAUCGGUACUAUCCAAGUCGAGGUCUGGCGGUGCUGGGAAGAAGAGAUAGUACCCAAAGAACGCCGUAAGGUUUACGACACUGUGGAGAGCGUCCCCGAGAAGAUUGUGAAAGGCGCAGCUCUUGAUAUGUGUACCAAGUGA